CUUCUUGGCAACCGCAGUUGACGGACAUCUGUUAAGUUAUUGCGGAUAUAUUUCUAAAACGGAAACGGAUACAAAAUUGUUAUCGAAAAUCUAAAUCCAUCAAUAUGACGACAUAUAUGAAAGUAUUUAACGAACGUUAUUUAACGUUAUCGAAAGGAGUGGAUGAAACUGUAGACAGUUGGUUUUUGAUGAGCUCGCCGGGACCUGUAUUUUCAAUAGUGGCUGUUUAUUUAAUAUUGGUUUUAAAAAUUGGACCGACGUUUAUGAAGUCACGCAAGGCUUACGCUUUAAAAAAUGUCAUGAUUGCUUAUAAUGCCUUUCAAGUGUGUUAUUCUAUAUGGAUGUGUCGCACGUCAUUACAAGAAAGCCGCAUAACAGAUACUUUGCUAUCCAAAAAAUGCGAAAUUGUUCGGACCCGUGAACAAAGUCUGAAUUUGUACUCUGGAGCCUGGUUUUACUUUUUCUCGAAAAUCAUAGAUUUAUUGGAUACUUGCUUCUUUGUGUUGCGUAAAAAACAAAAUCAGGUAACCUUCUUGCAUGUGUACCAUCAUACUAUCACAGCUUUAUUCUCGUGGAUGUACCUUAAAUAUGCUCCAGGCGAACAAGGCGUUGUAAUUGGUAUUCUGAAUUCCGGCGUACACAUUGUCAUGUACUUUUAUUAUAUGGUUUCUGCUAUGGGUCCUCAAUACCAAAAGUAUUUGUGGUGGAAGAAGUACAUGACCAGCAUUCAAUUAGUCCAAUUUGUUCUUAUCAUGGCUUAUAUGGUUACCAUUGCAUUGAAGGGCUGCAAUAUGCCCAAGACCCUUACUUUCUUCUUCAUUGGAAACACUUUGAUAUUCUUGUAUUUGUUUGGCAGUUUUUACAAAAGAACUUAUAAAUCAAAUCUUAACGGAGCGACAAAAGCUGCCAUGCACGCGGCUAACGGUAUGGGAUGUAUACCAUCGAAGGCAUUCUUGGCUCAGGGUGAUCAAAUGAAACGACUAAUCGACGUUAACAAUAACGCUAUUAAAUCUACCAAAGCGGAGUAAAAAUUAUGCUUCCUCUAUUUGCUGAAUGUAUUUUAUAUCUUGUUCAUCUUAUUUCUAUAUACAUUUGUAUGUAGGGACUUAUAUAUUCAUUACUUUAUUUUAAGAAAGUUCUACGAAUGAUAAAAAACUUUAAAUAUUCUUAGUUGUACUUUGGUCUGAUUAUAUACUUCUUUUUUUAUAUGUGGGCAUUUAUUUUUAUUAUUAUUAUUAUUGUAAUUAUUAUAAUUAAUUAUGUAUGUGUGUAUGAAUGAACGAAUGAAUGAUUGAAAUUCAUUGAGAGAAUGUGAUUGUAUGAAUAAGUGUAAAUAUGAAUGACUGUGUAAAGGAAUUAUUUUUAUAAAAAAUUUAUAUUUUAAUUUACUUCUUGUAUAAAUAAAAUGUGUACAUGCAUCAGUAUGUACGACAAUUUUUAACUA
Molecule: messenger RNA, 1444 nt
Organism: Calliphora vicina (urban bluebottle blowfly)
Lineage: Eukaryota; Metazoa; Arthropoda; Insecta; Diptera; Calliphoridae
Gene: bond
Product: james bond
Exons: 5
Coding region: 105-1028 (307 amino acids)
Biological process (GO): sphingolipid biosynthetic process; very long-chain fatty acid biosynthetic process; fatty acid elongation, monounsaturated fatty acid
Cellular component (GO): endoplasmic reticulum membrane
Molecular function (GO): fatty acid elongase activity
Source: RefSeq, a predicted model, not a curated record